CCCCGCCCCGCCCCCGCGGCCAAGGGCAAACCCAGCGAGGCCGCCAAGGAGAUGCCCUCACCAGCUGUCAAAGAAUCUCUUGCUUCCAUCGUCAAGAAGGCCCCUGCUCCCGUCGUCAAGGAGGGCCCUGCUCCCGUCGUCAAGGAGGGCCCUGCUCCCGUCGUGAAGGAGGCCCCUGCUCCCGUCGUCAAGGAGGCCCCUGCUCCCGUCGUGAAGGAGGCCCCUGCUCCCGUCGUCAAGGAAGGCCCUGCUCCCGUCGUCAAGGAGGCCCCUGCUCCCGUCGUCAAGGAGGCCCCUGCUCCCGUCGUCAAGGAGGCACCAGCUGUCAAAGAAUCUCUUGCUUCCAUCGUCAAGAAGGCCCCUGCUCCCGUCGUCAAGGAGAUGCCUGCACCGAUCGUCAUGGAGGUAUCUGUUCCCUUUGUCAAGGAGACACCUGCAGCGGUUGCCAAGGAGACGCCUGAGCCUGUUGCCAAGGCUCCCGUCUCAGGUGCUAAGAUGUCUUCCGUCACAGAGCUGGCCAGUAAGGCAGACACCGGUGCCAGUCCUGCAUCAGUUCCUGGACCAACCCCUGAGCCAGUCGUCCAGGCAACGGUUGCCGAGGCCAAUCCUCCUCCUGUUGCUAAAGACACACCUCUGACGGUUGCCAUGGACAUCCCAUCAGAUGUCACUGCCGCCACGGCAACACCUGCACCUGUUACUACUGCCCCAGCCGAGGAGAGGGAAGAGUCCCGUCCCCCUGCUCCUGAAAGCACUAUGCAAGCUGCUAUUUCUGUGCCAAAGAAGAAGAGGAAGAUGAAGGAGCUCAACAAAAAGGAGAUGCUGGGAGACCUUCUAGAUGCCUUUAAAGAGACAGUGCCAACUCCACCUGAGCCGGAGAAGACCACGCCCACUGCCCCACCCCCUAAGAAGGAGGUCCUACAUAUAGCCCCGCCCACUGAGGACGCUGAAGAGACAUGGGAGGAGAAAGAGGACAAGCUGGAUGCUGCCAACAUCCAAUCACAGAGCUCCUCUCGGGCCACGCCCACCGAGAACAUCCAAUCACAGAGCUCCUCUCGGGCCACGCCCACCGAGAACAUCCGACCACAGCGUUCUUCUCCGGCCCCGGCCACGCCUACCGAGAACAUCCAAUCACAGAGCUCCUCUCGGGCCACGCCCACCGAGGCCAUCCAAUCACAGAGCUCCUCUCAGGCCACGCCCACCGAGGCCAUCCAAUCACAGAGCUCCUCUCGGGCCACGCCCACCGAGAACAUCCGACCACAGCGUUCUUCUCCGGCCCCGGCCACGCCUACCGAGAACAUCCAAUCACAGAGCUCCUCUCGGGCCACGCCCACCGAGGCCAUCCAAUCACAGAGCUCCUCUCAGGCCACGCCCACUGAGGCCAUCCAACCACAGCGUUCUUCUCCGGCCCCGGCCACGCCUACUGAACCGAAAUACCAGUACAAAGAAGAGCAAUGGAAGCCCGUGGACCUGGAGGCUAAGAAGACGUACGACAGAGUGUUUCUCCUGGGCUUCCAGUUCAGCAGCGCCAGCCUGCACAAGCCUGAGGGUCUGCCACAGAUCAACGACGUGGUGCUGGAUAAGGCCAAUAAGUCUCCGCUGCAGCAGCAGGACCUGUCCCGCCUGCCUGGCCUGAGCGCGGGGCCGGACUUCACCCCCUCCUUCGCCAACCUCGGCAGGCAGCCAAGCGGGGGCCGCGGCCCGCCGUCCGGUGGUCUCGCCGGCCCGCGGCGCUCCGGUCAGGGUAUGGAGAGACGUAAGGAGCCGCGUAAGAUCAUCCUCUCCAGCGCGUCGCUGAACAACGAGGUCAAGCUCAACCGCGCCGAGAAGGCCUGGAAGCCGGUGUCCAAGCGGCGCGUGGGCGAGGAGGAGGCGGCGGGCGCGCAGACGGCGGAGCUGUUCCGGCGCAUACGGAGCGUGCUCAACAAGCUCACGCCGCAGAUGUUCCAGCCGCUCAUGAAGCAGAUCACGGAGAUGACCAUCGACACGGAGCCGCGCCUCAAGGGCGUCAUCGACCUCGUGUUCGAGAAGGCCAUCGCCGAGCCCAACUUCAGCGUGGCGUACGCCAACAUGUGCCGCUGCCUCAUGGGGCUGAAAGUGCCCAUGGCGGAUAAGCCCAGUGUGACGGUGAACUUCCGGAAGCUUCUGCUGAACCGCUGCCAAAAGGAGUUUGAGAAGGACCAGGACGACGACGAGAUCUUCGAGAAGAUGCAGAAAGAGUUGGAGGCUGCUAAGGAGGAGGAGCAGCAGCGUCUGAAGGAUGCGCUGGAGGAGGCCAAGGACAAGGCGCGGAGGCGGUCGCUAGGCAACAUCAAGUUCAUCGGCGAGCUGUUCAAGCUGAAGAUGCUGACGGAGCCGAUCAUGCACGACUGCGUGGUCAAGCUGCUCAAGAACCACGACGAGGAGAGCCUGGAGUGUCUGUGCCGCCUGCUCUCCACCAUCGGAAAGGACCUCGACUUUGAGAAGGCCAAGCCCCGUAUGGAUCAGUAUUUCCACCAAAUGGAGAAAAUCAUCAAGGAAAAGAAGACCUCCUCAAGAAUCCGCUUCAUGCUGCAAGACCUGUUGGACCUGAGACGGAGUCUCUGGGUCCCUCGGCGCAGUGAUGCGGGCCCCAAGACCAUCUCUCAGAUCCAUAAGGACGCCGAGAUGGAGGAGGCACGGGAGCAGGUCAAAGUUCAGCAGCUGAUGAACAAGAAGGACUCGGGGGGGCCCCGCGGGGGCCCAGGAGGAGGAGGAGGAGGAGGAGGAGGAGGAGGAGGGGGCUGGAACACGGUCCCCAUCUCCACCAAGAACCGCUCCAUCGACCCCACGCGACUCACCAAGAUCACAAAGCCUGGAGCUCUGGACUUCAACACCACGCUGCUGGCCCCGGGCGGGAAGGGGACCUGGGGCAGCUGGGGCAAAGGAAGCAGUGGAGGAACAGGAGCGGGGGCAGGAGCAGGAGCGGGAGCCAAACCCAGCGACUCCACUCCGGAACCUGCUCGAACCAGUACUGUGAAUCGUUUCUCAGCGCUGCAACAGUCUUCAUCCUCCUCUUCCUCAGCACCUGAGGCCGACAGGAGAACCCCACAGAGGAACAGCUCCAGCCGUGAGAGGGGAGAUCGCUUUGAACGCUUUGAUCGUCGUGACGACAGGAGUGCUGACCGGCACCGUGAUGAGCGUCCCCGUGACGACCGUAACCGAGCCCCUAUGGGCAAGGGCAGCUACAGUCGUGAGCGAGACCAGCGGCCUGCUGAGGGCAUACGGAGGGUUGGCAGUGCCAGCCGGGAGCGUGGCGCCAGCAAAGAGAACUUGAAGCGUGAGGCUGCCCCCUCCCCCAGUCCUGCCCCUGAUAAACCUGCCCUGACUGAAGAGGAGCUGGAGAAGAAAUCCAACGCCAUCAUCGAGGAGUACCUCCACAUCAAUGACCUGAAGGAAGCUCUGCAGUGUGUGUGUGAGCUGCAGUGCUCCGCGCAGCUGGGUGUGUUUGUGCGCGUGUGUAUGGAGGCCACAUUGGAGCGGAGCGCGUCGGCCAGAGAACACACCGGAACACUGAUGCUCCAGCUCAUCAAGGCAGGAACGCUCAACACACAGCAGUACUACAAGGGUCUUAAUGAGCUCCUGGAGGUGGCAGAGGACAUGGCGAUUGACGUUCCCCACAUCUGGCUCUACCUGGCUGAGAUCAUCACCCCCAUGCUCCAGGAGGGUGGCAUCCCCAUGGCAACACUCUUCAAGGAGGUGGCUAAGCCGCUGCAGCCAAUGGGGAAAGCAGGAGUGAUGCUGGCGGAGAUCCUCAACCUGCUCUGCAAAGAAAUGAGCCAUAAGAAGAUUGCGUCUCUGUGGUCGGAGGCGGGGCUUAACUGGAGGGACUUCCUGCCGGAGGAUGAAGAUGUCAACAAAUUUGUGACCGAACAGGCUGUGGAGUAUACGGUGGGGGAGGAGCCAGUGAGCAGAAAGAAGGCGGAGCCUCAUAGUCCUCAGCAGCUGAGGGAGGAGCUAGAGCGACUCCUACAGGACAAGCCAGACAACCAGCGCAUCUACGACUGGGUGGAGGCAAACGUGGAGGAGAAGCAAGAGGUGUCCAGUGUGUUUGUGAAGGCGCUGAUGAUCACGGUGUGUCAGGCGGCAGUCAUCUGUGAGAAGCCCUAUAAGGUGGACACGGAGCAGAUUACCCAGAGGGCCGUGCUGCUGCAGCGCUACCUGAAGGACGAGGAGAAGGAGCUUCAGGCCCUCUACGCCCUCCAGAGUCUGAUGGUGCAGCUGGAGCAACCGCCCAACCUGCUGCGGAUGUUCUUUGACGUUCUGUACGACGAGGACGUGAUUAAGGAGGAGGCGUUCUACAGCUGGGAGACCAGUAAGGACCCGGCCGAGCAGGUGGGCAAAGGCGUCGCCCUCAAGUCCGUCACCGCCUUCUUCACCUGGCUACGAGAGGCCGAGGACGAAUCAGACAACAGCUAGAGCCAGGCCCCGCCCCCCACCACCAGAGCUGCAGAGUGGCGGACGGAAUGAUUAAAAGGAGAAGAAUAUUUGAACCGAGGAGCUGUGUGGCUUAGUUUGUGUUGGAUGUGUGUGUGUGUGUGUGUGUGUGUGUGUGUGUGUUUGUGUUGGAUGUGUUUCUGAAGCCAAGUGUCUUUACAGGGGGAGCAGGAGGCACUGCAGUGCAUUCUGGGAAAAUAGACUUUUUUUUUCUCCUAAUUUAGUUUUUUUUUUUUUUUUUUCAUUCUUUUUUUUUUUUUCUCGUCGAUGCCCGCCGCAAUAGGGACUCGAUUGAUAGCGUGUCCAUGGCGACCGAAGAGUGUGUGUGUGCGUGUGUGUGAAAGCAAUGCUGCUCAAAUCUUUAUUUUUCACAAAUCGUGUGGAUGGGAUUCUCUGUGUGUGUGUGUGUGUGUGUGUGUGUGUGUGUGUGUGUGUGUUUGACUCUGUUCUCUUCCUGGUUGAUACAUGGGAAGGAAAUGCAAAGGAGGACAGCUGCUGGGGAGCUGUGAUUGGCCGCCGUUCACUUCCUGUCUGUGGAGUGACAGGAGGGGAGAGGCCAACAGGCGCCGUGAACUUUGACCUUGUAUCUGCUCAGAGGUCAACCCGGAUGCCCUUCUGUCGUCUGUCAGUCAUCCCUUUCUUUUUCAGAGGAAGGAGAGGAAAAGACUGAGACGGAUAUGUCUCCUCCUCAUGGGCCUCGUGUGUGUGUGUGUGUGUGUGUGUGUGGCGGAGAGGACAAACACACUCGUCUGAGAAGAAACAACUUCUUGCUUUUCUUCUGAAAGCGUUUAACCACCCCUCACUCGUCCGUCUCCAGCCCGCUCUCUCUCUCUCUCUCUCUCUCUCUCUCUCUUCCACGGCUGAGGGCGGGCGUGGUGGAGUCACCAGUUUAUUGAUUACAAAUUGAAUCACUUUUUUGUAAAUAAUUUUGUUUUUGUUUUGGCUUUUCUUUCUGAAGUAUUUAAUGAAGAGAAAUCUAAUGGCUUCUUUACACAGCUCUGAACUGGACAAGACAAUAAAUAACAUUGCAGUUAAAAAAA
This is a messenger RNA of Clupea harengus (Atlantic herring), 5492 nucleotides long. RefSeq names its product eukaryotic translation initiation factor 4 gamma 1 (gene eif4g1b). Bases 52 to 4434 code for a protein of 1460 amino acids. Lineage: Eukaryota; Metazoa; Chordata; Actinopteri; Clupeiformes; Clupeidae. Gene Ontology annotation, molecular function: mRNA binding; translation initiation factor activity; protein binding. Gene Ontology annotation, cellular component: eukaryotic translation initiation factor 4F complex. The record is from RefSeq and is a predicted model, not a curated record. The transcript is spliced from 24 exons.